Messenger RNA from Arabis nemorensis, 414 nucleotides. Lineage: Eukaryota; Viridiplantae; Streptophyta; Magnoliopsida; Brassicales; Brassicaceae. The record is from the annotation of a GenBank genome assembly.
AUGGAGAGUGAAGGAAAGAUUGUGUUCACAGAAGAGCAAGAGGAUCUUGUGGUGAAGUCAUGGAGUGUCAUGAAGAAAAACUCAGCUGAUUUGGACUCACCAAUUCCUGCUGAACAAAACCCAAAGCUCAAGCCACACGCCAUGUCUGUUUUUGUCAUGUGUUGUGAAUCAGCAGUACAACUGAGAAAAACAGGGAAAGUAACAGUGAGGGAGACAACUCUGAAGAGACUUGGAGCCAAUCAUUCUAAAUACGGCGUCGUUGAUGAACACUUUGAGGUGGCGAAGUAUGCAUUGUUGGAGACGAUAAAGGAGGCGGUGCCGGAGAUGUGGUCACCGGAGAUGAAGGCUGCUUGGGGUCAGGCUUAUGAUCACCUUGUUGCCGCCAUAAAAACUGAAAUGAAGCCUUCCCAAUAA